Messenger RNA from Oreochromis niloticus (Nile tilapia), 2481 nucleotides. RefSeq names its product CMRF35-like molecule 3. Bases 949 to 2058 code for a protein of 369 amino acids. Lineage: Eukaryota; Metazoa; Chordata; Actinopteri; Cichliformes; Cichlidae. The transcript is spliced from 5 exons. Gene Ontology annotation, cellular component: plasma membrane. The record is from RefSeq and is a predicted model, not a curated record. Gene Ontology annotation, molecular function: transmembrane signaling receptor activity.
UGGUGCUUUGAUAUGCUAAAAGUCAGCUUCGUUCCUUUUUAUGAUUAGUAAUUGAUCAGCUUUUAAAUCAUAUCGUAUGUGUUUGUUUGUUUGUCCCUUGCCAACGUUUAGGUAGCACGUAGGUGGAGCUUCUGUGCUUUCUUUUACCGCAGACAACUUUAGAGCAAUCUAAGGCCUAAACUUUUGGGUCAUGAGAGUUACUUGCUCAUAAGCUGAUCUCAUAAUUUAACACUUUGGCCAUAUUUAACAUGGAAAACCAUGAUUAACAACAGUAUAUCAAUUCAGUAACUAUUGCUGACAUUCUACAUUUUACUGAAGAUCACAUGGUCAAGCCAGGAGAUAAUUGAAGAAAUAGUUUAUUGAGUUAGCUUUAAAUGUUAUGUCUGGAGAAAGGAGAACGCUGCAGUCCAGCAUUUAAACCAUGAGGUUUCAAAGCUUGCUCAGAAGCUAAACAAGUUAUGAUGGAGAAAUUUUUAACUUCCAAAAUAUAAACAGAUGUGACAUAAAACAGCACUUAUGUUGUGAGCCAGUGUUGAUGACACAGUUAAAAGAGGCUGUCACAAAGGAGGCUGUGUAGGUGCUGUUUCCUCCUUUUCAUGCCCACAAACCUUUGAAAGUUAGAAUUGCGAGCAGACCUGAUUUGACUGCGGAAGAAAGUCUGUCCUCCACCAUUGACCAAUCACAUCUGUCUGCACUGGGGUUUCCCUCUUAUGCAAUUUUAUAGUAAACUGUGAAAGUACCUGUCAACACGUUUACUUUUAUCAUGAUUGUGGCAAAUUCGGACAACAGUGGAUCAUGUAGAUAUAUUUGACAAGAAGAAACCACUUAGAAUAACAAAAAAACCCAACAUAGAUGUAACUUUUUCACCCACAAUGAAGAUCAAUUCAUUGCUCUAUUGCCUUUUAUAUGGUAAGUGACUUUACAAUUUUACCACUUUAAGCCAUUUAAAUGCUAAUUUCAGUGCAUUUAAUUCUGCAUUCAGUGCUUUCAAUUUUAGCAGGUACGCUAACAGAUGGAACCAUAAUCAACAUAGAGGAAUUCGAAGGGAGAAGUGUCUCCUUUCAGUGCUCACACACACUUGCAUGGAGCAACAACAAGUAUUUCUGCAAAGAUCCAUGUACAAGCACAGGAGACGUACUACUUACUGUAGAACCUGGCAGAAGAGCAGAGUCAGGGAGGAUUGCUCUGGUGGACUCUGGGGAUGGAUCCUUCACUGUGACCUUCAGUGACCUUCAGCUUUCAGACUCACAGAAAUACUGGUGUGGAGUGGGCAGGCCUGGUUUCGACACAUAUGUUGAGGUACACCUAACAGUAAAGAAAGCUGUUAAAAUUGUGACAACAGUCGUACCUGAUGUGUCUUCCACAUGGACAUAUCGGAAUACCAACACAACACAUUUAACAACAGGAAUAGACACCACAGAGCCUACUAAACUCUCAACAGCCUUAAACUUCACAGCGGAAGAAGGACCUAACAUCAACACAGGCACCAUCGUGUAUGCUACUGUUGGUGGUGUUGGUCUGAUCGCUAUCGUGCUUCUGGCAGUAUGCUGCAGGAAGUCCAGAAAAACCUCAAAAAUUAAACAACACGUGUACUGCAACAGUGCAGACUUCACCAAUGCAAACGAAAGAAAGGUCAGCUGUGGUUAUGAUGACACUGAGAAGAGGACAAAGUGUAGGAAAAAGUCACCUAAGAGUUCUUAUGUACCUACUCACCAACAAAGACAGGAUCUACCAACAUCUGAUCCCCCAGCAAGUGUACACCUUCAUAUCUAUGAAAACAUCUCUUCCCCCAAACUCCCUGAAUGUUCAGGAUAUUCACCCACAGGGGAACAAAAUGACUAUGAUAAUAACUCUGGAAUCUACAUUAAUACUUUGCCAAACUUAAUGCAUGAAAGAACAGAUCAUGGUACUUGUAGAAAACACAAAGCUAAACAUAAGACAUGCAAAAAUAUAGAGAGUUGCACAAACAGUGUCUCCAGAGCCCCUUGUGGAUCCACUGAAGAGAAGCCCAGAUCACUUUGGUUUGGUUUAGAUUUAUCAGAAAUAAAGGAGAGUUAACCUUAAAGAUAUGAUUUUUUAAUGGACAUUCAUGGACAAGUCCAUAAAUAAUAUAUGAGCAACGCUCAUUGUCAUCAUUAUUUAACUUGUACACUAAGUUGUACUGUUAAUAUUUCCAUUUCAUGUCUCUGGCUUCAUGUGUUUGUGUAAAUUCAACUUCUGUUGCAUUUAAGGACACGUUUAAAAGCUUCUCUGCUCAGAGUUAAAAGCGUAAAAUGUUACUUCAUGAGGUUAAUACUUCCGGUUAAGUUCAGGGGAAGCAUUAGUAAAGCAUUGUGUCACUUUGUGAUAUGUUCAUGAGCAUGUGCUGUUGUGGUUAAUGUCAGCAUGUAAAUACCGAACAGUCUGUGUCUUCACAGUUAAUGAAAACUUGUGAAAAUGAGAGUGAAUUAUGUCUUUACGAUAAACUGUGUAUACAAUUCA